GAAUUCGAACGAGAAGGCACUCGAUCCACAGCGUCGAUACCAGAUACUCCAAGUCGAUACCGAGACCAACUCUCUUCGCCAAGAUGUUCAAGUUCGUCGUCCUCGCCGCCCUCGUGGCCGUCGCUUCGGCCGCACCUGGAGGCCUUCUGGCCGCCCCCGUCGUCGCCGCCCCCUACGCCGUGGCCCACUCGGUCCCGGUCGCCACAAGCUACGCCAACACCUACAAGGUGUCCGUCAAGAGCCCGAUCGUCGCCGCCGCCCCAGCCCCCCUUGCCUAUUCUCACGCCGUCGCCGCCGCCCCCCUCGCCUACGCUCACGCUCCGGUCGCAGCCUAUGCCGCCCCCGCCUACGUCCACUCUGCCCCCCUGGCCUACGCCGGGUACGGAGCGGCCUACAUCCACUGAAGACCUGGACGAAAGUGAGAUCGUCGUUUCUCCGAGUGAGAAGACCGAUCGGCGAUGUAGCCAAAUCAUCUGAUGAUCAAUAAACACAUUUUUACAAAAUCAA
Neodiprion virginianus is the source of this 507-nucleotide messenger RNA. Its product is annotated as cuticle protein 38-like. Bases 84 to 404 code for a protein of 106 amino acids. NCBI's taxonomy places the organism in Eukaryota, Metazoa, Arthropoda, Insecta, Hymenoptera, Diprionidae. The transcript has a single exon. The record is from RefSeq and is a predicted model, not a curated record.